AUGAUUACAAACGCAUUGCGGGCGUAUUUUAGGGCGAAAGGGGAAGAAGUUGGAGGAUUCGCGUAUCGGGCUAGGAUUCAUCGUCUUUUUACUGAGCUGAAGCGAUCUAUUACCGUCACCGAACAAAACCUGGCAGAUCAAGUUCGGUAUAUCCUGCGCUCAAAUAUAUUUGAUGGCACCGAACUCGAACGGCUACGAUGUGAGGUUGUUCCCUCAUCAGAUAAAAAUGCUACGGCUGAGGAUGUGGUGCCACAAGUUGCAGAACAACCUUCGCACGUAGAUGCCGCCGUGAAUACCCCAGUGGUGGCUGAUUCAAAUGAUGAUGGAACAUUCGCCCAGGAACUACUACUAAGAGCAAAUGAGGAGUACAUUGGAAGAGGCAAUUGUGGAAACGCGCAGUACGCCUCUCGAAAAUCGACCACGACUUCCCCGCAUAGCCUUAAGCAAGCAGAAUCGGGCUGUCGUGAGGGCUCUGAAUCCAAUGCUGGUGACCUAUUUGGAAGCUAG
Messenger RNA from Parnassius apollo (apollo), 507 nucleotides. The record is from the annotation of a GenBank genome assembly. NCBI's taxonomy places the organism in Eukaryota, Metazoa, Arthropoda, Insecta, Lepidoptera, Papilionidae.